Messenger RNA from Hevea brasiliensis (rubber tree), 813 nucleotides. Its product is annotated as proline-rich receptor-like protein kinase PERK15. Gene Ontology annotation, molecular function: protein kinase activity; ATP binding. The record is from RefSeq and is a predicted model, not a curated record. The coding region runs from base 1 to 813 and encodes 270 amino acids. Lineage: Eukaryota; Viridiplantae; Streptophyta; Magnoliopsida; Malpighiales; Euphorbiaceae. The transcript has 6 exons. Gene Ontology annotation, biological process: protein phosphorylation.
AUGCCUGGGAAUAUUGGGCCAACGCAAUAUAAUGAUGAACAACUAUCAAAAGCAACUGGUCAUUUCUCCAACGACUACAUACUUGGCCAGGGUGGUUUUGGUCAAGUCUUUAAGGGUGCCCUACACGGUGAAAUCCUUGCUAUUAAGAAACCUCACUAUUUCCAGGAACAGACCAGAGAAGAAUUGGUCCAUGAGAUUGCAGUCAUAAGCAGUGUUCGUCACUGUAAUCUUGUUAAUCUGCUUGGCUACUGCAUUGAAGGAGCUAACGCAUUGCUUGUUUUAGAGUAUCGUCUCAAUAAAUCCUUGAGACUUCAUUUACAUGGAGGAGGAAAGGAGAUUUUGGAUUGGCCGACAAUAAGGAAAAUUGCCAUAGGCUCUGCAAAAGGAUUGGAAUAUCUGCGUGAGCACUCAUCUACUAAGAUUAUUCACCAAGAUAUCAAAUCAGAUAACAUUCUUCUCGAUAUCAAUUUUGAACCAAAGGAAGGUCUUCUGUUUUCCAAUUAUCCAGCUCUUGCCCCUCAGCAAUUGGCGAGAUCAGGGCUUCAUAUAGGGAGUCCAGCUGUUGAGGAGGCGGUCUGGGUUGGUAAGCUGCUUGCGGUGGAUACUGUGGGCAUGGGUGAGGAUAAUUUGGAAAAAGGGAUGGAACAUUUGCUAUUGUCAAGCCGUGAGCAGGAGGAUAUGGCCGAAAAUUAUUCUGAGAGAAAGGAGAUUUUGGAGGUCUCUCCUUAUGGGGGAGACGUCACAGUUGAAUUUGUACUGUUUCGGAAAGGCGUUGGCCAAAUCUUUCCAGGAGCGCAGCUUGCUCCUGUCUAA